AUGACUCAGAACCCUCUGAGAAAAGAAACUCCUCUUCAUCUCAGCCUUAAAUUGACGCUUCUUGAUUCUGAGAUUGUGCCUUUUGAAUCUAGAGCUUUCAUUGAAAAACCGUUGCAAGAUGCUGAAGCUUUAGCAGGUGAAAAUGCAACUUUCUUUGUUGAACUGUCUACAAUUGCUCCUGGAAUGUGGUUCAUCAACGAAAAUGCUGUACAAAGCAAUGAGCAUUACAUAAUACAGAGAACUAAAAACACACACACUUUAAUAAUUAAGCAAGUCAGGUUGUUGGACAACGACAUUGAUGUGAAAUUUGUGGCUAGCAGUGCUGAAAGCAGUGCUAAAUUAAGAGUGAAAGCAUUGCCAGCGGUACCAGUGAGUUUCAGAAAUAAGUCAGCAGAGAAGGAAAUUGUUUCUGUGUCACAGAGUAGUACAGCUCAGUUUGUUGCUGAGGUUUCUGACAGAGCUGCAAAAGUAACCUGGACAAAAGAUGGCAAGGAGAUCAAGUCAAGCAAGAAGUAUGUAUUUCAAACUUUGGAUCACCGUCGCAUAUUGAAGGUCAAGAGUGUAACUUCAGAAGAUGCUGGGAUUUACGAAUGUGUUUGUGAUGGGAAUAAAAUGUCAUUUCAUCUCACUGUUAAAGAGACUUCUCAAUUUUUUAACAAAGAGAAAGUAGAACGCAAUGUUACUACUGUGUUUGGAGAGCAAGCAGAGUUGUUUAUCGAGACAUUUGACACCGAUACCAAAAUACAGUGGUACAAGGAUGAUAAAGAAAUUAAGCAAUCAAGAAAGUUUACAAUGGAAAGCCAGGGUAAACAACACAGGCUUUUUAUUUCAACUACAACAAAAGAGGAUGAAGGCAGUUAUACAUGUAAAUGUGGAGAAGACACUAUGACCUGGAAUUUGAAAAUUAUAGGUAUGGGUGUCAAGUUCAUAAACAAGCCAAAAUCUCCACCAGAAGUGAUAGCAAUAGCCUCAGAAAGUUUGGAACUGUCUUGUGAGGUGUCACCAGCCAAUGCUGUGGUCACAUGGAAAAAGGAUCAAAAAGAGGUUAAACAGGACCAGAGGAUAACCAUCAUCUCUCAGGGAACACAACGCAAACUUGUCAUCAGAAAAGUGCAGCAAAGUGACCAAGGAAAUUACACCUGCAUGUCUAAUGAUGACAGCCUAACAUUCCAAAUUAAGAUCAAAGAACCAGAAACUGGAUUUGUCAACAAAAAUUCAGUUCAGAAGGAAGUGAAAGUUCGACAAUCAGAAAAUGUUACUCUCAGCUGUGAAGUAUCACAACCCAAAACCGAGGUCCAGUGGUUCAGAGAUGGAAAACUCCUCAAUAACAGUGGAAAGAUGAAACUUGAAUCUGAUGGUAAAAUUCGAAAGCUUACUGUUCAGAAUGUGGAGUCAAAAGAUCAUGGUGAAUACAUUUGUGAGGCAGCUGGAGAGAAACUGACCUUCGACAUUCAGGUUACAGGCCGCAGCGGUGUCAGUGUGAUGAUGGCUGCAGUGUUGGUGGCGUGGACCGCGAUUCCUGGCAGCGGUGGCAGUAGGCCUGGACCCUGGACUGUUGGUGGCGAUGGUGCCUGGAACAGGGUUUCCUGGCGGUGGUACGCCCAGAGUCUUAGCAGUGUCGGCGUGGUGGCAGUAGCAGCAGAGUCGGGGUUCCCUGGCUGUUUGGCAUUGGCGGACGAAGCUGUUAUGAUAACCAUUGUUUGCAAAGAUUCUGUACAGGUGUUCCUCUUCAUUUUUGUGCAGCUCCGGGGUGUCAGAACUGACUACAAGACUCCUACGACCUCUUGGUAUAAGGAUAGCACCGAAACUAACAGCCAACUUGAACCAGAACCAGUGUUCGCCAAUAAAGAAUCAGUUCAGAGAGAGGUAAAGGUUCGAACGUCGGAAACUGCUAUUCUCAGCUGUGAAGUAUCACAACUCAAAACUGAGGUCAAAUGGUCCAAAAGUGGAAAAAUUCUCACUUCCGGUCAAGAAGUUAAACUCGAAUCUGAUGGUAGAAUACGAAGACUUAUUAUUCAGAAUGCAAAAUCAAAGGAUCGAGGCAAUUAUGUCUGCGAAGCAGCUGGAGAGAAAUUGACAUUCUUUGUUCAGGUUACAGAACCAGAAACUGGAUUUGUCAAUAAAGGUUUAGUUCAGAAGGAAGUGAAAGUUCGACGAUCAGAGAAUGCUAUUCUCAGUUGUGAAGUGUUGCAGUCCAAAACUGACGUCAAAUGGUUUAGAGAUGGAAAACUACUCACCACCAGUAAAAGGAUUAAUCUUGAAUCCAGUGGUAAUCUUCGAAAACUUAUCAUUCAGAAUGUGGAAUCAAAAGAUUUAGGUGAAUACGUUUGUGAAGCAGCUGGAGAGAAAUUGACCUUCAAUAUUCAGGUUUCAGAACCAGAACCAGAACCAGUAUUUGCCAAUAAAGAAGCUGUUCAGAAGGAGGUAAAUGUUCGAGCAUUGGACAAUGCUGUUCUCAGCUGUGAAGUAUCGCAGCUCAAAACUGAAGUCAAAUGGUCCAAAAGCGGAAAAUCUCUCAGUUCCAGUCAGAAGCUUAAACUUGAAUCUGAUGGUAGAAUACGAAGACUCAUCAUUCGGAAUGCAGAGUUAAAGGAUAGAGGCAGUUAUGUAUGUGAAGCAGCUGGAGAGAAAUUGACUUUUGAUGUUGAGGUUACAGAAUUGGAAUCAGGAUUUGCUAAUAAAGAUGCAGUUCAAAAGGUUGUGAAAGUUCAACAAUCAGAGAAUGCAAGUCUCAGCUGUGAAGUGUCACAUUCCAAAACUGAAGUCAGAUGGUUCAGUGAUGGAAAACUGCUCAAUUGGAGUAAAAAGUGGAAACUUGAAUCCCACGGCAAAAUCCGAAAGCUUAUCAUUCAGAAUGUGGAGCCAAAAGAUGGAGGUGAAUAUGUAUGUGAAGCAGCCAAAGAAAAAUUGACCUUCACCAUUCAAGUUACAGAAUUACCCAUCUUGUUUACAAAGAAGCUUGAAAAUGUAAAUGCUCUGUGCAGUAACACAGUUGAGCUUACAUGUGAAUUAAAUCAAGCAAAGGGUGACGUCUUAUGGCGGCGAAAUGGAACAGAAAUCAAACCAAGCCGUAGGCUAAAAAUACGAGCGGAUGGACAGAAACGAAGCCUGACCAUCUCUGAAGUAACUGCUGAGGAUGAGGGAGAAUAUCAAUGUGAAUCAAAGGACGAUGUUACAACUGCUAAAUUGACUACUAUGGUUCCAAAGAUUAUUAAGUUUGAAAGUGAACUUCACAGUGUAGUGGCUGUGGAAGGAGAGGAUGCCACCUUUAAAUGCAGUGUCUCUCAUGAAGAUGCUGCAGUCACUUGGUAUAAGAAUGGAGUCAAAAUUGAACCAAACGAGAAAUAUGUCGUAUCCUGUGAAAGAACCAAUCAUAGUUUGACCAUUAGAGACCUGAAACUAAUGGAUGCAUGUGAAGUUUCUGCACAAGUUGAAGAUAUGAAAAUAACUGCAAACCUUCAAGUUCAAGAAGCUCCAGCAUUAUUUAAAAAGAAAUUGGAGAACAUGACUGUCCAAGAAAAAGAUACAGCCAUUUUUGAAAUUGAACUCUCAAAACCUUGUGGUGAAGUUAAAUGGAUGAAAAAUAACAUCAUCAUUCAGAGUGAUGGAAAAAUAGAUAUUAAGGUGGCUGGAAACAAGCAGACUCUUACCAUUAAAAACGUGAGCUUUGCGGACCGUGGGAAUUACUCAUGUGAAACACUUCAUGAAAAGACGAAAGCAAAAUUAAAUGUUGAAAUGAGGAAAGUUAAACUGAUCAAAGGAUUGGAGGAAGUCAAGGUGCACGAGAAAGAGACUUGCACUUUUGAAGUUGAGUUGUCUCAUGAAGAUGUGGAAACGACCUGGCUGAAGGAUAGUAUCAGAAUGAAACCUGGAGCGAACUGUAGAAUUACCACACUGGGCAAGAAGCAUGCAUUAACUUUAUCCAAUUUGAAGAUUGAGGAUUCAGGGCUGAUUAGUUUCAAAGCUGAAGACAUUCGUACAUCUGGAAGACUCAUUGUAACAGAGCCACCAGUGACCUUUGUCAAAUCUUUAGAAGAUAUUAAAGUGCCGGAGAAAGAUAAAGUUGUUUUUGAAUGUGAACUCUCAAGAGCCAAUGCAGAAGUUAAAUGGUUUAAGGAUGAUGUAGAGAUUAAGCCAGGGAAAGGAUAUAGCAUUAUAUCAAAAGGACGGCAAAGGAGCCUUAUCAUUCACCAUUGUGGAAAUGAACACCAAGCGCAAUACACAUGUGAUGCAGUGGAUUGCAAGUCAACAGCCAUGCUUACGGUCCAUGGAAGGACCCAUAUUCUGCUAUUUAAAUCUGUAAAAACUGUAGAUGCUGCUGAGAUCAAGUUUGUUGCUGAAAGUGCGACUUCCAUAGCUUUCCUAAAGGUUAAAGAAUUGCCAGUUAAAAUUGUGAAGCCCUUAAAAGAGAAGAUUGGCAUUGAAAAACAUCGUGUUAUUUUUGAAUGCAAGGUUUCCAGGCCAAAUGCUGCUGUUAAGUGGUAUCACAAAGGCAAAGGGAUUCAUCCUAGUAAAAAAUAUGAGAUUGUGAGUGAAGAUGUGUACAGAAAGCUCAUAAUUAAUAAUGUGGCUUUUGAAGAUGAAGGCAGUUACAUAUGUGAUGCCAUUGAUGACAAAACCACAGCAAUGUUAUAUGUUGAAGAGCAAUCAAUUGCCAUUGUUAAGCAGCUAUGUGAUGUGGAAGUCACAGAGCCAAACGAUGCAAGUUUUCAGUGUGAGCUUUCAAUUGCUGAUGUAAAGCCUCCAAAAUGGAUACUAAAUGGUGAACUUCUUCACGCUUCUGAAGAUGUGGAGAUUGAGCAUUCUGGCACUACCCAUCGUCUGACUCUGAAAAGAACAAGUUGUAAGAUGACUGGCUUGCUGCAGUUCAUUGCAGGGAAAUCAAAAUCUGAGGCGAGGCUAACAAUUAAAGAGCCUCCAACAGAGGUAGUUAGAGAAUUACAGAAUAUUACAGUGGAAGAGAGGCUGUCUGCUACUUUGAGCUGUGAGUUUACACCUACUCCCAAGAUGGUCAGAUGGUACAAAGACCAGAGCUUAAUCAAAUCAUCUGACCGAUACAAAUUCAGUCAAAACAAGAACAUGACAGAACUCACCAUUUCAAGCCUCAGACCUGAAGAUUCUGGUGAAUAUAGCUGCAAAUCAAGUAAUGCACAGACCACAGCCACACUUGUAGUUGAAGCUUUGAAAAUAGAAAUCAUAAAACAUUUGGAAGACAUAGAUACUGAGGAAGACAGCAAUCUAGUUUAUUCAUGUGAGUUGUCUCAUGAUGUUGAAGAAGUUCAGUGGUAUCUAAAUGAUACUCCCUUAUACUCGAAUGAUUUCAAUGAGAUAAAGAAAAAAGGAAAGAGACACAUGUUAAUUCUGAAAGGCGUAACACCUGAUGACACAGGAACAGUUAUGUUCAAAGUGAGAGAUCUGACAGAUAAAGCACAGCUGAAUGUUCGAGAAAAGCCAAUAGUCUUCAUGAAAUCCUUGGAUGACAUUGUUGGAGAAGAGAGAGGAAUGAUCACUUUGGAGUGUGAAGUAUCGAAGCCCAAAGUGAAUCCUAUCUGGAAAAAGGAUGAUGUGAUUCUUGGUUCAAGUGACAAAUAUGAACUACUGCAUGCUGGAAAAACACUUUGUCUUAUAGUACAUGACCUGAAUAAAAGUGAUGCUGGAUUGUAUACUUGUGACAUUGGGACUGACAGAGCAAGUGCUAAAGUUGCCAUCCAAGAUUUGAACAUUGGAAUCACAAAGCGACUAAAGAGCAUAGAGAUUAAAGAAGGCGAAAAUGGAUCUUUUGAAUGCAUACUUUCUCAUGAAAGCAUUGAUGAAUAUUACUGGACUGUAAAUGGACUGUUAGUGGAAGGCAAUGAAAGAUUUGAGACAUUUAAUAUUGGCCGAAAAUACAUCCUUAAUAUUAAGGAGACAGCUCUUUCAGAUGCUGGGGAAGUAAUUUUCCAUGUGCGAAAUCUUAGUUCGAAAGCCUCAUUGGUAGUGAAAGAAAAACCAACAGAAAUUACAAAGCAACUCAAGAACUUGGCGGUGACCGUAGGUGAAGAGAUUGUAUUGAGCUGUGAAACCUCUAAGCCUGAUGCUUCAGUGAAGUGGUUUAAGGAUGGCAAAAGAAUUAGAAAGAGUCAUACAUAUGAAAUAUCUCAGCAAGGAACUGUAAACAAAUUGAUAAUUCGUCAAAUCACUACGAAGGACUCGGGAGAGUAUGCAUGUGAAACAGAGACUUCUAAAACCAGAGCUACUAUCACUGUAAAUGAGAUGGUAAACCGAUUUACCAAAGAAUUACAUGACAUAAAAACUGAAGAAAAAGGAACUGCUGUUUUUGAAUGUGAAACUGAACAGCCAGCACGAAAGGUUGUCUGGAGAAAGGGAAUGGCAGAAAUCAAACCAAACAAGAAAUAUGAAUUGAACCAGGAUGGCAAUUUAUUAAGCCUUACAAUUAAUCAUCUCGAGAAGAUCGACAGUGACCACUACACUUGUGACAUUGUGCAUCACCAAUCAAGGGCUCAGUUGACAGUUACAGCCCUUCCGGUACUUUUCAAACAAGCUCUUCAGAACAAGGAAGCUGAUGAAGGUAGCACCACUACACUACGGUGUGAGCUUACUAAGCCUGAUGCUCCUAUAGAGUGGAGAAAGGGGAUUAUGGUGCUUCAUCCCAGUGAUAAGUAUGAAAUAAAGCAAGUGGGUUCUAUUGCUGAACUGUCAAUCUGCAAUCUGAAACAAGAAGAUGCUGGAGAAUAUAUGUGUGAUUCAGGUGAUCAACAGACCACAGCUUUGCUUAAAGUGAAAGUUGAAAAUGUACAACUAUUAUCUCUUUUAGCCCUGCCUGUGCACUUCAAAAAAGAGCUUCAGAAUAUGGAAGCUGAGGAGGGAGAUACUGCCUCACUUCGCUGUGAACUCUCUAAGGCAGAUGCCCCAGUGAAGUGGAGAAAAGAAUCUAUUUUACUUCAUCCAAGUGACAAACAUGAAAUGAAGCAAGAAGGUUCCAGUGUGGAAUUGCUUAUUCAUAAUUUAAAGCUAGAUGACUCAGGAGAAUAUACUUGUGAUUCUGGUGACAAGAAGACAAAGAGCUGCUUAAAAGUGAAGGCCUUGCCUGUACUCUUCAAACAAGGGCUUCAGAGUAACGAAGCCGAAGAAGGCAGUUCGGUGUCUUUGUGUUGUGAAAUUACUAAACAUGAUGCUCUUGUCCAAUGGAAAAAGGAAUCUUCAGUACUUCAUUCAAGUAACAAGCAUGAAAUGAAACAAAAAGGUUCCAUGAUUGAGUUGAUUAUUCACAACUUAAAACCAGAAGAUGCUGGAGAAUAUAUCUGUGAUUCAGGGUUUCAACAGACCUCAGCCACCUUAAAAGUAAAGGCCUUGCCAGUACUUUUCAAAAAAAAAUUUCAUGAUCAAGAAAUUGAAGAAGACGGUUCUGCCAGUUUGAAAUGUGAGGUCACCAAGCCUGAUGUAGCAGUGAAAUGGAGAAAGGGAUCAAUAUUGCUUCAGCCAAGUAACAAGCAUGAAAUGAAACAAAAAGAAUGCUACGUUGAAUUACUCAUUCACAAUAUAAAAUUAGAAGAUGCUGGAGAAUAUACCUGUGAUUCUGGAGAUCAACAAAUUACUGCCUCCUUAAAAGUGAAAGCCCUUCCUGUACUUUUCAAACAAGAACUUGAGAACCAGGAGGCUGAAGAAAAUAGUACUGCUGUUCUCAGCUGUGUCAUUACAAAACCAGAUGCCCCUGUGAAAUGGAGGAAAGAAUCUGUGGUACUUCAUCCCAGUGAGAAGCAUGAAAUGAAACAAAAAGGUUCCUAUGUUGAGUUACUUAUUCACAGCCUAAGUGCUCAGGAUGCUGGAAACUACACAUGUGAUACAGGGGAUCAACAGACAAUGGCAAAUCUAAAAGUAAAAGUCCUUCCUGUGAAUUUCAAACAAGAGCUACGGAGCCUGGAAGCUGAAGAAGGUAGUACUGCCAUUCUGAACUGUGAGAUUUCAAAACCUGACGCCCCAGUGGAAUGGAGGAAAGAAUCAGUGGUACUUCAGCCCAGUAAGAAGCAUGAAAUGAAGCAAAAGGGUUGCUAUGUUGAAUUACUUAUUCAUAGCCUAAGUGCUCAAGAUGCUGGAAAAUAUACAUGCGAUACAGGAGAUCAACAGACAGUCGCAUUCCUAAAAGUAAAGGCUCUUCCUGUACUUUUUAAACAAGAACUUCAGAAUCAGGAAACUGAAGAAGAUAGUACUGCCAUUCUGAACUGUGAAAUUACAAAACCGAAUGCCCCAGUGGAAUGGAGAAAAGGAUCUGUGCUACUUCAUCCCAGUGAGAAGCAUGAAAUGAAGCAAAACGGUUCCUGUGUUGAGUUACUUAUUCAUAACUUAAAAGCUGAAGAUGCUGGACGAUAUAUAUGUGAUACAGGGGAUCAACAGACAAUGGCGAUUCUAAAAGUAAAGGCCCUUCCUGUGCUUUUCAAACAAGAGCUUCAGAAUAAAGAAGCUGAAGAGGGCUGUAUGGCCAUUCUGCAUUGUGAGAUUUCUAAAUUGGAUGCUCCAGUAGAAUGGAGGAAAGGAUCUGUGGUACUUUAUCCCAGUGAGAAGCAUGAAAUGAAGCAAAUAGAUUCAUGUGUUGAAUUACUUAUUCAUAACCUAAAAGUUGAAGAUGCUGGAAAGUACACAUGUGAUUCAGGAGAUCAAAAGACAACUGCAUCUUUAAAUGUGAAGGUUCUGCCUGUGCUUUUCAAAGAAGAACUUAAGAAUGCGAAUGCUGAAGAGGAUAGUACAGCUAGUCUUCAUUGUCUGAUCAGUAAACCCAAUGCUCCAGUGAAUUGGAAGAAGGGAUCUCUGCUACUUCAUCCAAAUGAAAAGUAUGAAAUGAACCAAAAAGGUCCGUAUGUUGAGCUACUGAUUCACAGUCUAAAAGUAGAAGAUGCUGGAGAAUAUACAUGUGAUACAGGGGAUCAGCAGACCACAGCCUGCUUAAAAGUGAAGGCUGCUCCUAUACUUUUCAAACAAGGGCUUCAGAAUGAAGAAGCUGAAGAGGGAUGUACUGCCAUACUACACUGUGAGGUUACUAAACCUAAUGCUUCAGUGAAAUGGAGGAAAGGAUUCACGAUAAUUCAUCAAAGUGAGAAGUAUGAAUUGAGACAAACAGGUUCUUGCCUUGAGUUACUUAUUCAUAACCUAAAGCUAGAAGAUUCUGGUGAAUAUACCUGUGAUUCUGGGGAUCAACUGACCGCAGCCUCCUUAAUAGUGAAUGUUCUGCCUGUGGUUUUCACGCAAGAACUUAAAAACACAGAAGCUGAUGAGGGUGAUAUGGCCACUUUGUUCUGCGAGAUUACCAAACCUGAUGCUCCAGUGGAAUGGAGGAAAGGCAUUGUGGCACUUCAGUCAGGUGAUAAGUAUAAAAUGAAGUGUGAAGGUUGCUGCGUUCAAUUGUCUAUAUACAAUCUAAAGCCAGAAGAUCAAGGAGAAUAUACCUGUGAUUCAGGGGAUCAGAAGACUACUGCAUUUCUAAAAGUGAAUGUCUUGCCAGCGCUUUUCAAGCAAGAGCUUCAGAAUGUGGAGGCAGAAGAAGGUGGCACAGCUAAAUUUCACUGUGAACUUACUAAACCUGAUGCUACAUUAGAAUGGCGAAAAGGAACUGUGGUGCUCUUGCCAUGUGGAAAAUAUGAAAUGAAGAACUGGGGCCCCAUUGUAGAAUUGUUCAUCCAUGAUGUGGAAUCAGAAGAUGCUGGUGAAUACACUUGUGAUUCAGGCGAUAGACAAACUACUGCUUCUCUAAAUGUGAAAGCCUUACCUGUGCUGUUCAGACAAGAGUUGCAAAAUGAAGAAGCAGAAGAAGGUGAUGUUGUCACACUGCAUUGCGAACUUACUAAGCCUGGUGCUCCAGUAGAAUGGAGAAAGGGAUCCCUAACACUACGUCCUAGCAACAAAUAUGAACUGAAACAGGAUAGUGCCUUUGUUCAAUUAUUAAUUCACAAUGUGAAUGUGGAAGAUACCGGUGAAUAUACCUGUGAUUCUGGGGACCAGCAGACUAAUGGCUACUUGAAAGUUAAUGCUGCACCUAUAACCUUGCAAAAAGAACUGCAGAACAUAGAAGUGAAGGAGUGUGACACAGGCACCUUGUGCUGUGAACUAUCAAAACCUAAUGUGCCGGUUACCUGGAGGAAAGGAACAUUGUUGAUCUCUCCAAAUGAGAAGUAUGAAAUGAAACAGGAUGGUCCUGUACAAAUUUUACAGAUUCAUGACAUGAAAUCAGAAGAUGGAGGAGAUUAUUCUUGUUCAUUUGAGGAUCAGCAAACUACAGCUUUCAUAACUGUGAAAGUUUUGCCUGCACUUUUCAAGCAAUGGCUUCAGAAUGUGGAAAUAGAAGAAGGCCACACUGCCAUAUUGCGCUGUGAACUUACUAAGUCUGAUGCCUCAGUAGAAUGGAGGAAGGGAUCUGUGGCACUUCAACCAAAUGACAAAUAUGAAAUGAAACAUGAAGGUCUCAUUGUUGAGUUGUUAAUUCAUAAUCUAAAGAUAGAAGAUGCUGGAGAAUAUACAUGUGAUUCUGGUGAUCAACAGACCACUGCUGCUGUAACUGUGACAGAGCCAGAUAUAACGAUUGUUGAUGGUUUGAAAAACGUGGAAGUAGUCGAAGGUGGGGAUGCUUUGUUUGAAUGUAAAGUCUCUCAUGAGAACACACGAGAUGUUCAGUGGGUUCUAGGAGGAAUUGAACUGCAGAAUAAUGAAAUGAAUGAAAUUUCUAUUAAGCAUGGCAAUUUUCACACACUGAUGUUGAGGCAAGUCACACAGGAUGACUCUGGAGCUGUGACCUUCAAAGUUGGAAAGUACUCAUCUUCAGCACAGCUUACUGUUAAAGCUACUCCAACAACUUUCACUCAGCUGCUUCAAAACAUGGAAGUGGAAGAGGUCGGAACAGUAACUUUAACAUGUGUACUCUCACAAGCCAAUGUUCCAGUUGUAUGGAAGAAAGGAUUAACAACAAUUUUUCAAAGUGAGAAAUAUAAAAUCAAACAGGAAGGUUGUGUACAUAUGUUAUGUAUAUGUGACCUAAAAUCUGAGGACUCGGGUGAAUAUACCUGUGUUUCUGGGGAUCAGCAAACCACAGCUUCCUUGACAGUAAGAGUAUCAGAAGUAAAAAUUGUUGAAUGCCUAAAGGAUGUAACAGUUUUUGCUAAUGAAACUGCCGUGUUUGAGUGCAAAGUGCAUCCUGAAAAUUUCGCUGAUGUGCAGUGGUGGCUGGGUGACGUUCCUUUGCAGCACAAUGAAAUGAAUGAAAUAUCUGUUGAACAUGGAACAAUUCACACUCUGAAAUUAAAGAAUGUCACUGAAGAAGACUGUGGUACUGUAAGCAUUAAAGUUGGAAAACAUACAUCAUCUGCAAAGCUUUUAGUAAAAGGUGCUCCGCCUACUUUCACACAAGAGCUUGUAAACAUAGAAGCAGUGGAAAAUAGCACGACAACCCUACUUUGUAAACUGUCACAGCCCAAUGUUCCAGUCACAUGGAAGAUGGGCUCACGUGCAAUUUCUCCAAGUGUGAAGUAUGAAAUCAAACAAGAAGAUUAUGUGCACAUGCUACUGAUUCAUAACCUGAACCUAGAGGACUCUGGGGACUAUACAUGUGAUUCAGGCCUGAGACAGAGCACUGCAAUAUUGCAGGUGAAAGCUGCACCUGUGUAUUUUAUAAAGAAACUGCAAAGCCAGGAAGCUGAUGAAGGUAGUAUGAUAACGCUUCACUGUGAACUUACUAAGGCUGAUGCACCAGUGAUAUGGAGAAAAGGAUCCAAAAAACUUGAUCAUGGUGACAAGUAUGAUCUGAUUCAAAAAGGCUGUGCUGUUGAAUUGUUGAUCCACAAUCUGAAGAAAGAGGAUGAUGGAAUAUACAUUUGUGAUUCUGGUGAUGACCAAACAACAGCUACCCUGACUGUCAAAGUGUCUCAUGAAGAUGCUGCAAAUGCUGAGUGGUGGCUGAAUGGAACACUAGUUCAGAAUAAUGAACUCAAUGAAGUUAAAGCUACAAAUAAGAUACAUACCUUGACACUGAAAAACCUCACACCACAUCACUCAGGAACUGUUGUAUUCAAAAUCGGCUGUGAAAGUUCGGCAGCUAAGUUGGUGGUGCAAGAAAAACCUAAAGUUCUUUUCAAACAAAACCUCCAGGACGUAAAAGCACAGGAAGGAGGUAGAGCAAUUCUUCAUUGUGAACUUUCUGAAGAUGAAGUGGCAGUAACAUGGAAGAAAGGAUCAGAACCAAUUAAAUCUAGUAACAAAUAUGAAGUGAGGCAAAAUGGUCCUGUGGCUGAGUUGGUAAUUUCUGACUUAACGCUAGAGGAUGCUGGACAAUAUACCUGUGAAUCUGGAGAUCAACAAACUACAGCUUCCCUAAAAGUGGAGGCUGUACCUGCCUAUUUCAAAAAAGAGCUUCAGGACGAGGAAACUGUGGAAGGUCACACAGUCACACUGCGCUGUGAACUUUCUAAGCCCGAUGUUCCUGUGGAAUGGAGAAAGAGACUUGCAGUGCUUCAACCAAGUGACAAGUACAAAAUGAAGCAAAAUGGUGCCAUAGUAGAGUUGCUUAUCCACAAUGUGAAACGAGGAGAUGCUGGCAAAUAUACUUGUUAUUGUGGGAAUCUACAAACAACAGCUUCCUUAAUUGUUAGAGAAUGUGACAUAAAAAUAGUUUCUGGUUUAAAGAAUACUGAUGUCUUUGCUGGUGAGUCAGCCACAUUUAGUUGCGAACUUUCGCACAAGGAUGUGGAAAAUGUGCAAUGGUGGUUGGAUGGUGCACCCUUACAGAAUAAUGAUCUGAACGAGAUAUCUGUUCAAGAUGGAAGUAUCCAUACAUUAACGUUACAGAGCCUGGGAACUGAUGACUCCGGAACAGUGACAUUUAAAGCUGGGUCACUUAUUUCUUCAGCAAAAUUAUUAGUCAAAGAUCCAACGGUUGAGAUAGUAAGCGAAAUGGAAGAUAUCAUUAGAGAGGAACAUGGUACAGCAGAGUUUAUCUGUCAGUACUCCAGACCAGUCAAGGCUGUGUGGAGAAGAAAUGACAAAGAGGUUCAGGCUGAUGGUCAUCGCGUGAUUAUUGACCAGGACUGGAAUGUAGCAAAACUGAAAAUCUGUGAUGUCACCCCAGCGGAUAGUGGGAUGUAUACUUGUGAAGCAGCUGGAACAAAAGUUGCUGCAGUACUCAGUGUUCCAGCAAAGCAACCUGAUAUUCUACAAGGGAUGGAAAAUGUAGAUACAUCAGAGGGCGGUGAAGCUUUGUUUGAAUGCCGCUUAUCCAGACCAGAAUUACAUGAUUACAAGUGGCUAAUGGAUGACAUUGCCAUUUCACAGUCUGAAAAUGUAGAAAUAGCAAUCCUUGAAGCUGGGAAACGACACCUGUUGCUUUUGAAGAAUUUAACCCCCUCAGACAGCUGUCGUGUGACCUUUGUAGCUGGAAAUGCCAUGUCAUCAGCCUACCUGACUGUUAAAGGAUGGCACGUUAACAUUUUGAAGACUUUAAGCAAUACUGAAGUGGUUCAAAGCAAUGAUGCUGAAUUUGAAUGUAUAUUGAGUGAAGUGGUCCCUACUACUGAAGUGACCUGGUAUCUGAAUGAAACUGAUAUCCAAUCCGAUGAACAUUGGGAACUAAAGGCAGAGGGGAACACACACAAACUUACUCUAAAAAAUGCCCAAUUAAAUCAUUCUGGAGAAAUAACUUUUGCUUCAAGAGAUGCCAUUACAUCAGCAAAGUUAACUGUUAUUGGCCUUCCUGACCCUCCUGAAGAUCCAGAGGUCGUUAGAAAAAACCAUCAGUCUGUCACCUUGUCUUGGUUCACACCAUUGAGCGAUGGUGGUGGUGCUAUACUAGGCUACUUUGUUGAAAUGAAACCUACUGACAGCGACAGUUGGUUGCCGUGUAACACAAAAGUGAUUGAUGAGAUGGAGUUCACUGUUGAUAACCUAAAACCAGGCACUGGUUACAGAUUCCGUGUUUCAGCUCUGAACAGGGCUGGCGCCGGAGAACCCGUUCAUUUACCGCAGACGGUUCUGCUGGAGGUUCCCGUGACUGUCACCAUUCCACUCUCUAAUAUUACUAUACAUAAUGGGGAGUCUGGCAAACUGGAAUGUGAAUUUUCAGCUGAAUGUAUGAAUGUUAAAUGGCUAAAGAACGAUCAGCAAAUUGUGUCAAGCAGCAAGUACGAGAUCAUUUGUGACAGAAAGAAACACUGUUUGAGUAUUCACAAUUGUAGUGUUGAAGAUGAAGGGAAGUACACCUGCAUGCUGUCCUCAGAUAUUAAAACAUCUGCUGAAGUCUGUAUGGAUGUUGUGAUACAACCCAUCGCAGCCCAAGAUUUGGAAAUUCCACAGGAGCCAGAUAAAGUUGCUGUGGAACUAGUAGAUGGGGAAGAGGUUCCUCCAAAACCAAGCUUGCCACCUGAGGCAGCACAGGAAGGUGACUUGCAUCUUUUGUGGGAAGCUUUAGCUAAGAAACGUAGAAUGAGUCGAGAGCCAACACUUGAUUCCAUCAGUGAAGUACCAGAAGAAGAUGACAAAGCUCAGAAGCACCGGCUACAAAAAGCUAUGGAAUUGGAAGAUUUAUCUACAGAUGAAAUGUCCAGAACAUGUGAUUCUUACACAAGUUCUGAUGAUGAGUCAAGAUCUGGUACCCCAUCCCUUGUUCAUUAUCUGAAAAAGGCAGGAAAGUCAACUGUAGCUGGGCAAGUGCAAACUAUAUCCACAAACAAGUUUUGGAAACACUGGGAGACUUCAAACAUUGAACCUGAUCAAUUGCAAGAUACAAAAGAAGACCCAUCUCUCGUUGAAGCUGCUACAAAAAUCCAGGCUGCAUUUAAAGGUUAUAAAACCAGGAAGGAACUUAAACAGCAAGUCACACCUGUGUUUAUUGAAGUUUUUAAAUCUCAGAUAAGUAAGUUUGGGCAAACUGUCCAUCUUGAGUGUGUAGCCCAGAGUAAAUCUGAAAUCAAGGUACGUUGGCUCAAAGAUGGAGCAGAAAUUGUUGAUGGAAGGCAUUAUCACAUUGAUAAUUACAGUGAUGGAACUUGCUCCUUAAUUAUAACUGGCAUGGAACAAAAAGACACUGGAACAUAUACUUGUGAGGUGUCUAACAAGUUUGGUGCAACUUCUCAUAGUGGAAAAGUUACAAUCGCGAGUGAUGCAAAGGAAACAGUUAAGAAGGUCAAACAGGGUAUUGGUAUAAAGUACGGCACUGACAGUGAGCCAGAAAGUUCUUCAGGAAGUGAGGUUGAUGAUGCUUUCCGUAGAGCAGGCAAACGACUCCAUAGACUUGUGCAUUCAAAACUGUCUUUUGAAAUUUCUGAUGUGGAAGAAGAGUUUUUCUUUAGUGCGGAUGAGGGAGAUGAAGAUAUUUUGGACAAACAGAUUUACCACGAAGAUGAAAAUUACAUUUAUAUAAAGUUUGAUUCAUUAACUGAGGCUGAAAUGGCAGCAACCAGAUUUAGAGAAAUAUUUAUUGGUCAAGGAAUUCCUGUUCACAUUGAUAUCUGUGAGGAAGGAAGCAGAGUUGAGAUUCGGAUUAAGAAGGUAUCUCGACCCACUGCAGCAUCUAUUGACGAUCAGACCAAUAUAGAAGAGGGGGUACAUACUAUUCUUGUUGAGUCUGCACCCCAUGUUGUGUCUGAACUUCAGAACCAGGAUGUUCAAGAAGGCUACCCUGUCAGUUUUGAUUGUAUGGUAGCUGGAUAUCCACCUCCAGCAGUUCGAUGGUUUAAAGAUGGAAAGCUGAUUGAGGAGAAUGAUCACUACAUGAUUAAUGAAGAUCAAGAUGGAUGCCAUCAACUUAUUUUAACAUCAGUGAAUCUGACUGAUAUGGGAGUUUAUAGAUGUGUGGCAGAAAACUACAUUGGCGUUGCUUCAACAAAGGCAGAGUUAAGGGUUGAUGUUAGCAGCUCUGACUAUGAUACAGCAGAAGCCACUGAAACAUCAUCUUAUGUCAGUGCCCAAGCUUCUCUAACCCGAGAGCAGAAUUUGGAAGGUAUAGAAUCACAGGCUGAAGAAGAACAACUGCCUCAGAUCAUAGAGGAGCUUCAUGAUGCCUUUAUUACUGCUGGGGCUCCAAUAGUAAAACUACAAAUUAAAGUUAAAGGUUACCCAUACCCUCGUGUUUAUUGGUUUAAAAAUGGUAAACCUUUGCGUGCCACUGAUGAAAUUCUGAUGACGGACAAUAAAGGAGAUCAUUCUCUAGAAAUUCUCAAUGUUUCCAAAGAAGCUGGUGGUGAAUAUGCAGCUUAUAUCAGCAAUUCAUCAGGCUCUGCCUAUACAUCUGCUGUUGUACACAUUCAAAGUAAGCGGAACUUUCUUGAUUCCAGUUUUUCUUCACUGAAAAAUUGCAGGAAAACGCCAGAGAAGUUGGUUCCACCAAGAUUUCUGGAAAAGUUCACAAGUAAGAAUGUAAAGAAAGGAGCCAGCAUUACCUUAACUGUCAGGGUUCAAGGAUCUCCAAUGCCUGAUAUAACAUGGCUUAAAGAGGAGUCAGUGGAAGAUGUUAUCUGGAUUAAAAAAGAUACACCGGGUUAUAAAUUGGCCAGCUCAAAUAUGCAACAUAGUUUGAUUCUGUUGGAUGUUGGGAAGGAAUACACUGGAGUCUAUACCUGUAUUGCUACAAACAAGGCUGGCCAGUCCAUCUGCUCUGCCCACUUGGAUGUUGUCGAUGUGCAAGAAGUUGAAGCUCCAACUGAAGAAACCACAACUGUGAAAGAAGCUAUUAUGCAAACAUUUUUGCAUGGGGUAGUCAUGAACAUAAAAUACGGCAGUUUGGACCAGAUCUUGAAAUUGUAUACUUUGCUACGACUGAGCGACAGUGUCCUUACAGAAGUCAGCAGAGAAGCUUCUGCAACCACAACUUUACCACAUUUUUCAUUGGCAGAUGUUGGAACAGAAGAAUUCCUACAAAAAUUAACAUCUCAGAUCACACAAAUGGUCUCUGCAAAGAUCACCCAAGCUUCACUUCGUGUUCCUGGAGCAGAAAGUGAUGAGGAAGCAAAGACUCCAUCUCCAUCUCCACGUCAUGGUAGAUCCAGGCCAUCUUCUAUUGUCAAUGAAUCUUCCUCUGAAUCUGAAGAUGCAGAAACAAGAGGCGAGGUUUUUGACAUUUAUGUGGCUACAGCAGACUACAACCCACCACCAUCUGAGAAAGAGUCCAUCCAUCUUAAAGAGCGGCAAUAUGUGGAGGUCCUUGACUCUGCACAUCCACUGAAAUGGCUGGUUAGGACCAAGCCUACCAAAUCAACACCUCCCCGACAAGGUUGGGUAUCGCCAGCCUAUCUGGAUAAAAGACUAAAGUUCUCAGCUGAAGUUGCAUUGGAAAGCCCUGAAAUCCCUGGUGAGAUUGAAUCAGAAGAGGAAUACAGAAGGAAGUUAUACCUCCUUGUGCAGGAUCUUAUUGCAACUGAAAAAGAGUUUACGAGAAAUUUACAAUUCUUUGUCGACCAUUAUGUGAAACACACCAAAACAAGUGCCCACGUACCACCCUCGGUAGCAAAUAGCAAAGAAAAGAUUUUCCGAAAUAUUAAUGAGAUUGCUGAUUUUCACAUCAGCACAUUCCUGAAUGAUCUUUUGAAAUGUCAGACGGAUGAUGAUAUUGCGUUAUGCUUCAUCAAGAACAGUGAUGGAUUUGAUAAAUACAUGCAUUACUUAGUUGGACAAGUACAGGCUGAAUCUCAUAUUACUAACCCAGCUGUCCAAGACUUUUAUAAUAAAUACACAGAUGAAAUAUCAUCAACAGAGGACCCUUCAGAACCCCCAGUGCUACCUAUUCAUGCUUACCUAGAGAAACCUCCCAACAGGCUGUUGAAAUAUCAAAAUUUUCUCAAGGAGCUAAUUCGUAACAAAGCAAGAAACAAUAAAAACUGUGCUUUGUUAGAAGAAGCAUAUGCUGUAGUGUCUGCUCUUCCCAAGCGUGCAGACAACAGCCUACAUGUUUCAAUGAUUGAAAACUAUCCGGGCACUUUGGAAUCUCUUGGUGAUCCCAUCAGAAAGGGACAUUUUAUUGUGUGGGAGGGAGCUCCCGGUGCAAGACUGUCAUGGAAGGGUCACAAACGUGUUGUUUUUCUCUUCAAAAACCAUUUACUGAUCUGCAAACCAAAAAGAGAUAGCAGGACAGACUCACAAUGUUACAUCUUUAAAAAUCUGAUGAAGCUCACUAACAUUGAUGUGAAUGACUUUGUGGAAGGCGAUGAACGAUCCUUUGAAAUCUGGCAUGAGCGAGAGGAUUCAGUGCGUAAAUACACGCUUCAAGCUCGAACUGUGAAUAUAAAGAUUUCAUGGGUAAAAGACAUUACUGGCAUACAACAGUGCUUCAGUCUACCCGCUUGGAAUCCCCCAGAAUUUGUAGAGAAACUGGCAGAUUGUACAGCUGAAAUGGGACAGACUGUGAAGUUGGCAUGCCUGGUUAUCGGAAAUCCAAAACCGGUUGUCACAUGGUAUAAAGAUGGAAAGCUUGUGGAGGUUGAUCCACAUCACAUUAUUAUUGAGGAUGAGGAUGGUUCCUGUACGCUGAUCUUGGACACUCUCACUGCUGCCGACUCAGGACAGUAUAUGUGCUACGCAGCUAGUGCUGCAGGCAAUGCCAAUACACUUGGGAAGAUUAUUGUACAAGUGCCUCCAAGGUUUGUAAGCCACCUUAGAAACAUCCCAUUUGUAGAGAAUGAAGAUACACAGUUUGUGUGCACUAUUGAAGCUGCACCAACCCCACAGAUAAGAUGGAGUAUUGAUGGUUCGCCAUUAACAAAUAAAACAAAAUACCAGACUUUCUAUGAUCCGCAGUUUGGAGUUGCAGUGCUGGCCAUCAAAAACACAGAAAAGAAUGACCUUGGAGUCUACGAAUGUGAGGUUACCAAUAAGCUGGGUACAGCCAGAGAUGUAGCAGAGCUGUAUCUUCAGGCUCCUGUUCUGAUUCCAGAAAAGAGAGGAGACCAAGUUGUCAUGAUUGAAGUCACUGAACAAGAGACUAAAGUUCCCAAGAAAACCAUCAUCAUCGAGGAGACUAUAACAACAGUAGUCAAGAGCCCAAAGGUUAAACGGCGCACAUCUUCAAGUAUCUCUCCUGCAAGAUCACCAAGACCACAGGAAACAAUACCAGAAACAUCUUUCUCAACUAGACCCAAGAGGCCAGCUCCCAAAACUCAGCCUGAACCCAAAGAAACACCCAUGAAAAAGCCACCCAUACCUGCACUUAUGAUAACAGAACCAGAAGAACAAGGUGCAACUGCAAGGCAUAUUUUUGUAGAAACUAAGGAACAAGAACAAAAACCAAGCUGGAUAGAAGUUGAAGAAGUAAUUGAAUUCAAAGUUAAGCAAAGUUCGAAACCUGAGAGGAAAAGAUCAGCUUCCCCUUCGACCCUCACCUUAUCUGAGCAAAGACAGGUCAGACAUAGAUCUUCAAGCCCAAGAUCUAAGCAAACUCUGAGGGCUGACCCUAACAUAAACAACUCAAACAAUAAUCUAGUGGAACAAAUGCGAUCUUCAGUUUCAGAAGAAAAUCUAACAAAAGUAGGUGUUCAGUCUCUUAUCUGCAAUCCUGAGACUCCCACAGAAAUUGAACCUACCACAUCAGAUGACGUUAAUCCUGACUGUAUAUCAGACUACUUUAUGGAUGAUUCUUAUAAAGUAUCUGCUGAUACUGUGAAUGAAUGCAAUAUUAAACCAAACAUAACUGAAGAUCAGUACAAAUCUAAUGCACAACUGCUGGAAGUAGAAACACCACUUGUUGCACAUGUAGGUGAAACUGUAAUGUUAAGUUUUGAAACUCCUGAACCCAUGGAUGAUGAACAGCUAACACUCAGAAAUCUAUCUGAUGUUAAAACAGAACCUACUUUGGCCAUUGUGGAUCUUCCAUUUGAUAUUUCUGGUGAUGAAAUGAAGGAAUUCAAGCUUGAACAUGAAGAAGAAAUAGACACAGAAGGUGAAUCUGUCAUUAUUGAUGAACCCCCUGAGCCCGGCAGUGAUGAUCUAGUAAACAGGGACACUAAAAUUUUGACAUAUAAUGGCAAGUUAUUAACUUUGGAAGACCUUGAAGACUACAUUCCUGCCCAAGGAGAAACCUACAAAUCUGAGGAUUCAGUUGACCAAGAUUUUUCGUCAGCCGCUUGUUCCAAUGAGCCGUGUGAAAUUUCUGUUCUACACGCAGAAAUAAACAAACCUACAAUUGGCAAACCAGUUUUACUUAAUGUUGGGAGACCAGUUGUAACUAAGAGGAAACCAAGUUAUUUGCAUCAGUUUGGAGAUCAGCGACCUGGAGGCAUGUUCAUGCCAACAUCUCGGGUAACGGAAAUGCAUUCAAUGCGGCCAUCAAAUUUAUCAGUACAUGUCAGUGGAGCAUGUGCUGAAUCAGUUACUCACUCCUCAACAGCAAUGGAGAAGAAACCACCAUUUGAAUUAAAAACAAGUUUUUGUACUGAAGUGCAAUGUUCUGUGGAUAGUCGUCAACCAAGCUAUAAAACUGAAGUUUCUACAAGAACACUUAACUACGGAGAAACUGUUACUUUACACAUCAAUAAGAAAGACCCAAUAGAAGACACCAACAAGAGCAGCCAUGAUAAACUUAAAAAAUAA
Molecule: messenger RNA, 20544 nt
Organism: Rhincodon typus (whale shark)
Lineage: Eukaryota; Metazoa; Chordata; Chondrichthyes; Orectolobiformes; Rhincodontidae
Gene: obscnb
Product: obscurin, cytoskeletal calmodulin and titin-interacting RhoGEF b
Exons: 84
Coding region: 1-20544 (6847 amino acids)
Molecular function (GO): guanyl-nucleotide exchange factor activity; protein binding
Source: RefSeq, a predicted model, not a curated record